AUGAACGGCGCUAGCGGGGAAAGGCACGACCGACUCGAACUUCGGCUGCACAAUCCAUCCUCCCAAAAAAACAAACAAGACUCCUCCCCCGCCAUUCCCACGCCACAUCACCUCUCGACUACUCGGUAUCUCGAAGCUUUUUCACAAGUGACCGAGAAGUUUUCUGCUACUGUUUCGUGCUGUCUUGCACUUGAAGGCUCCGACACUCCACUUUCCACACUACCCCUCCAUCACCAGAUGGUCGUCAUGGUCUCGAACGGCAACAGCCCGGCGGGGGCUUUCGCGCCUGUACUCACUGCUAUGUCCACCAUGCGCGAUGGUCAAAGGGAACAGAAGAAGGCGGCGCACGCGUAUCUAGAGAGCUUUCAAAAAUCGGCGGAAGCAUGGCAGGUCACUAUCGGCAUCCUUCAGUCUACCGCAGAUGCAGAGGCUAAAUUGUUCGCGGCUACAACGUUGAGAGGAAAGAUAACGUACGACGUCUCCCAAAUACCAAGUGAGGCACUACCAUCACUCAGAGACCAAGUUUUGGAGCUUUUGAAGAUAUUUGCGACUGGGCCACGACCUAUUCGAAUUCAGCUGUGCGUGUGUUUAGCUAUUCUUGCAAUACAGAUGACCAGCUGGAAAGACGUAGUACCAGCUGUAGUUUCCGCCUUGGGCAACAACCCCGAUAGCCACGCCUGCAUCCUGGAUUUCCUCAAAGUUCUUCCCGAAGAAGUCACCGAGGGACGAAAAAUCAAUUUGACUGAAGCUGAGUUGCAAGAAAGGACACAGGAGCUCCUGGGGGAUAAUGCUGCUAUCGUCGUACAACUUCUCAUCAGCUACAGCCAGUCGUCAGAUACUGCGGCAACCAACCCACAACUACUCGAAGUAAUAACAUCAUGGCUACGUGAGGUUCCGGUCGCUGACGUUGUGAACUCUCCACUUCUGAAUAUCGUUUUCAGUGCCUUAGACAACGAUCGAUCGUUCGAGGCCGCAACAGACUGCAUUUGCGCAAUCUUCAAGGAAACUCGUGAUGUGGACGAUAAUAUUCAAACAAUCCAGGUACUCUUACCAAGAGUAAUCACCUUACAACCUCGAAUUGCACAAGCCCAGGUACAAGAAGAUACGGAACUCUUCAAGGGCAUCACCCGCGUCUUCGCUGAAGCUGGCGAAGCAUGGGUGGUCCUAAUCGCGCGUGACCCUGGAGUUUUCCGCCCUCUUGUUGAGGCUGUCUUGGAAUGCGCUGCCAGGGAUUUGGACAGAGAUUCGAUUGCUCUAACAUUUAUUUUCUGGUAUGAGCUGAAGCUAUAUCUCAUUCUGGAGAGAUAUAUUGAGGCUCGUAUGCAAUAUAUGGACGUUUAUGCCAAGCUCGUGGACGUAAUGCUGAAAGAGCUUGAGUUUCCGUCAGCAGAUGGACCAAAUCCACUGGAUCUCUUUGAUGGCGACCGUGAAGCCGAAGAAAAGUUCCGAGAAUUUCGACACCACAUGGGGGACGUUUUGAAGGACUGUUGCGAAAUUAUGGGCGUGACGGAGUGUCUGUCCAAAGUCCUGGAUCGAAUCAAGGCCUGGAUGAGCUCGUAUGCUGCCAUGGCAACGCACGAUUCCGUCCCUCAUUGGCAACAACUCGAAGCGCCUCUUUUCAGCAUGCGAGCUCUGGGUAGAAUGGUCGACAAAGAUGAAGACAUUAUCCUACCGCAGAUAAUGCCACUGAUUGUUCAAAUUCCCCACCACGAGAAGCUACGAUUUGCCACUAUUAUGGUUCUUGGUCGUUAUACCGAGUGGACUUCUAACCAUCCCGAACUUCUCGAAUCGCAAUUCACAUACAUCGUUUCCUCUUUCGAAACUGACUCGAAAGAAAUCGUCAGAGCCGCCGCCAUGGCAAUGAAGUUCUUCUGCACAGACUGCAAGCAUCAAUUAGGUGGGCAGGUUGUACAGCUACAACAUUUCUAUAACCAAACGCUUGAUAAAUUGCCUCUUGUCAGUCAAGAGGAGUUGACUGAAGGUGUGGCAUCAGUCGUUGCUGUCCAACCUCCCGGACAGAUUUUCGAUCUCUUAAAGCUUUACUGCGACCCUCUCAUGGCUAGACUAAUGGCACUUGCUAACCAGGCUUCGGACGAUGAGGGUAAAUUGGCAGUGGCGGACCAUCUCCAGUUGAUUACACUCUUGAUACAAAUUGUGAAGCCAUAUGUCGAACCAGAUCAAGAGAACCCAGCAGUUAGAUACUGCCAAGAAAUCUUCCCUAUUCUAUCAACGAUUCUCGACACCUAUAUGACAUUUACGCCAAUCUGUGAACGGAUUUGUCGGAAUUGGCGCCACAUGGUUAUCUCAUACCGGACAGCGAUCGCGCCACUUCUUCCUGCAAUGGCAACUAAACUUGCUAGCGGAUUUGCGACCUCAAGGCAAGGCUGCUUCCUCUGGGCUACGAGUGCUAUCCUGCGCGAAUUCUCCGAAGAUCGAGAGCAUGUGGAUGAUCAAACAACAGAGGCCAUAUACACAUUCUUUGAGGCGCAGUCCACGAAUAUGCUCCGUAUCAUGAACGAUUUGCUUCCCCAAGAGACGCCGGACGUCAUCGAGGAUUUCUAUCGUCUCCUCGUUGAUGCCUUGCUUUACUAUCCCCACAAGCUGGUGCACUCUCACCUCUUCACACCUAUUUUCCAGGCUGGUGUCUCAGCCUUAGCUCUCGAGCAAAGAGAUCCACUGAUUGCCGUCCUUCAUUAUAUUCGCGAUGUCAUCGGAUAUGGUGGUGAGAACCCUCCGAGUUCAACAAAUGCUGCCAACCCCCCCGAAAUUCAGAGCGUGGUUCAGCAGCUCAUUUUAUCUCACGGCGAAGAUCUUGUCAAGCAAAUCCUUGCAGGCAUGAUGAUUACUUUCCCUGAUGACUGCUUUUCCGAUGGUAGUGGAGCCUUGCUUGGACUCUUCGAGCUAAUGCCCGAGGCAACUGCCUCUUGGGUCGACAAGACUGUGCGCAUGUUACCUGUAGGAACUGUGAGCGAAGCCGAAAUUGAUCGCUUGAUGGCUGGUAUCAGAUCCCGCUUGGUGGAAGGCCGUGAGGGCGUCCGAAAGGUUCGCAGCUUGCUCCAGGACUUUACCAACAACUACCGAAGACGAUACGUUGCGCCUCGAGACGGCUUGGGCAGACUUGAACCGGAGAGAUUCCGAUUUAGUUCCUAA
Cadophora gregata is the source of this 3150-nucleotide messenger RNA. It is a transcript of the gene MTR10, whose product is annotated as Nuclear import receptor. The record is from RefSeq and is a predicted model, not a curated record. The transcript is spliced from 6 exons. Gene Ontology annotation, cellular component: cytoplasm; nuclear membrane. Gene Ontology annotation, biological process: protein import into nucleus. Gene Ontology annotation, molecular function: small GTPase binding. NCBI's taxonomy places the organism in Eukaryota, Fungi, Ascomycota, Leotiomycetes, Helotiales, Ploettnerulaceae. The coding region runs from base 1 to 3150 and encodes 1049 amino acids.